Thalassophryne amazonica is the source of this 3747-nucleotide messenger RNA. It is a transcript of the gene kcnh8, whose product is annotated as potassium voltage-gated channel, subfamily H (eag-related), member 8. Gene Ontology annotation, biological process: potassium ion transmembrane transport; regulation of membrane potential. Gene Ontology annotation, cellular component: membrane. Bases 130 to 3129 code for a protein of 999 amino acids. NCBI's taxonomy places the organism in Eukaryota, Metazoa, Chordata, Actinopteri, Batrachoidiformes, Batrachoididae. The transcript is spliced from 16 exons. Gene Ontology annotation, molecular function: voltage-gated potassium channel activity. The record is from RefSeq and is a predicted model, not a curated record.
AGUUGACCGGAUAGGUCCUUAUCCAGCAGGUGGACGGGGCUCUUAAAGGCGGGGCGGCCGCGCACGUUCGGACCACUCCAACCUUCUCUUCACCAACUUUGAUGGGGACUUUCACAUUAAGCCGGGAAAAUGCCUGUGAUGAAAGGAUUAUUAGCGCCGCAGAACACCUUUCUGGACACUAUAGCCACAAGAUUUGACGGAACUCACAGCAAUUUCAUUCUGGCCAACGCUCAGGUGUCAAAGGGCUUUCCCAUUGUCUACUGCUCCGAUGGCUUCUGUGAGCUCACGGGCUUCUCCCGGGCCGAGGUCAUGCAGAAGAGCUGUGCCUGUAAAUUCCUCUACGGGCCCGAGACGAGUGAAAGUAUCAUCCUCAGAAUUGACAAUGCCCUUGAAGAGCGCAAAGAGUUUAAGGAUGAGAUUAUGUUCUGCAAAAAGACAGUGGUGCUCUUCUGGUGCCUGCUGGACAUUGUGCCAAUUAAGAAUGAGAAGGGGGACGUGGUGCUUUUUCUGGCUUCAUUUAAGGAUAUCACUGACACGAAAUCCAAAGCCAUCCAAGAGGACAAGAAGGAAGAGCGACGACGCGGCCGGGUGAAAACGGGCUCACCCUUCAGCUCAGCUCGUCUGCGAAGCAGCACCGUCCUCUACCACAUCUCUGAUCACCUCCACAGCAGAAAGAAGCGCAAGCUUAAGCUCAACAAGAAUGUCUUUGGAGAUCCACCUGCUCUGCCAGAAUACAAGGUAGCAGAUGCCAAGAAGUCCAAAUUCAUCUUACUUCACUUCAGCACAUUCAAAGCCGGGUGGGACUGGUUAAUUCUGCUCGCCACCUUCUACGUUGCCGUCACAGUCCCCUACAACGUCUGUUUCAUCGGCGAUGACGACGAUCUGACCCGCAGCACGACUGUCAGUGACAUCGCAGUGGAAAUACUCUUCAUCAUAGACAUUGUAUUCAAUUUUCGCACCACUUACGUCAGCAAGUCGGGUCAGGUGAUCUUUGACGCUCAGCAGAUCUGCAUCCACUACCUGACCACAUGGUUCAUCAUUGACCUGGUGGCAGCCCUGCCCUUUGACCUGCUUUAUGCCUUCAAAGUCAGUGUGGUGUCUGUGGUGCACCUGCUAAAAACUGUGCGUCUACUUCGUUUGCUUCGGCUGCUCCAGAAGAUGGACCGCUACUCGCAGCACAGUACCGUUGUCCUGACCCUGCUGAUGUCCAUGUUCGCCCUGCUGGCCCACUGGAUGGCCUGCAUCUGGUAUAUCAUCGGCAAAAUGGAGAUGGAAGCCAACACCUACAACUGGGACAUUGGAUGGUUGCAUGAGCUGGGAAAGCGUUUGGAGUCUCCGUACUUUGCCAUUGGAGGUGUGAACAGUACCAGCAAUGGCCCCUCCAUCCGGAGCGUCUACAUCGCCUCACUGUACUUCACCCUCAGCAGCCUGACCAGCGUGGGCUUUGGCAACGUGUCGGCCAACACCGAUGCCGAGAAGAUCUUUUCCAUUUGUGUCAUGCUGAUAGGAGCACUGAUGCAUGCAUUGGUCUUUGGUAAUGUGACAGCUAUUAUCCAGAGGAUGUAUUCACGCUGGUCCCAGUACCAUACCCGAACCAAAGACCUCAAGGACUUCAUACGUGUCCAUCAUCUACCGCAGAGCCUCAAACAGCGAAUGCUGGAGUAUUUCCAGACCACAUGGUCGGUCAACAAUGGAAUCGAUUGCAAUGAGCUGCUGAAGGACUUCCCGGAUGAGCUGCGCUCUGACAUCACAAUGCACCUUAACAAGGAGAUCCUGGAGCUGUCGCUGUUUGCCUCCGCCAGUCGCGGCUGCCUCCGCUCCCUGUCGCUGCACAUUAAAACCUCCUUCUGUGCUCCCGGAGAGUAUCUUCUCCGACAGGGCGACGCGCUCCAGGCCAUUUUCUUCGUCUGCUCGGGUUCCAUGGAGGUGCUGAAGGACGGCAUGGUGCUGGCCAUCCUGGGUAAAGGCGAUCUGAUUGGGGCAAACCUCUCCUUAGAUGACCGCGUGAUUAAGACCAACGCAGACGUGAAAGCUCUGACGUACUGCGACCUGCAGUGUAUCAACCUAAAGGGUCUGUACGAAGUUUUGGAUCUUUACCCCGAGUACUCCAAACACUUUGUCCAGGACAUCCAGCAGGAUCUCACGUACAAUCUGAGAGAAGGACACGAAACACAUGUUAAGGCCAGAUUGUCCACAACAACAACAUCAGACACUCAGUCUGCGGUGAAAAGGAAUGGUCGAGUGAUUCAGGGGUAUUCGCCCAUCGUUGAAACACAGCUGGGCCACGAGGAAGGCAAGGAAGAGGAAGAUGGACCGUUUUGUGUAUCUCUGUUAUCAGAGAGGAAUCAAGCAACAAACCUCAGGGACAUCAGUGGGAAGUCUCCAGUUAGUCAACCCCGCCAGAAGACCGAGGGGCCGAGCUCUAGGAGGUCUCAAAGGAAGAUCCAGGAAAUUACCCUUACUACUUUAGACCCGUCCAACCUCAGUCCCAGGAUAGUGGACGGCACAGAGGACAGUGAUGGGACAGAGAGUUCCCCGGCUUUCUCUUUCUCUACCAACCCCGGCUGUCCUAUCAGUCAGCCUAACAGUGCCUCAGGAUCUGCCACAGAUAUGCUGGAGAUCAGCACUGCGGAAUUAGCAGCUAAAGCGGAGGAAACCAGAGGACAACUCCAACACCUUGACCAGCAGGUGAGCACCCUGGGGAAAGAAGUGGCGGACCUUGGACAUGUAAUGAAAAGAAUGGCCCAACUCAUGGAGACACUCAUGUUAUCACUGCCACAGCCUUCAAUAAUCUGUCCCACGCACUGCUCUCCAGCACACCACCCACUACUAUCCCAUCCUGCAGCUUCUGCAUCAUAUCCGCCCCCCUCCUCAUCUCAGCUUACCUCCACCUGGACAGACAUGCCAACAUCAUUGCCCUCCCCUGGUAAUACCACACAACUCCCCUUUUCACUCUCUCAGCAACAUGGUGGAAUUUGCCAUAUGGACUCAAUCUCUCACAAACAUAUACCCCAGGACCUUCAGGUGGGAUACACUACUGCCCCAAACUCAACACCACCCCAAAGCCCCAACUCUUCAGCUCUUCAGCUACAACCAACAAUACCUUCUGUCAUCUCCUCAACAUCAUGAAGCCUGGUCUGCCUUCUCUUCCACCUCUGUGGGAAGGAAGAGGUGACGGUAUCCUCAAACAUCAUCAGGGCUCUGGAAGUUCUCGAACUUGAAUUGUGAGGAAUCAACAACAACCAAGCAAAGAGUCCUUCCUGGACUGGGCUGGAUCUCUUACAGGAUACUUAUUUGGGAUGUGCCUGAACUAAAAAAAUAAAAUAAAAUAAAAAAUAAACUGACAAAAUGGGGUUAUCCAUUUAACUUGAGGACAUUUGCAGGGACACACCUCAGAUUUGACUUUUCCACUCAUUAUAAAGGCACAUAUUUAAAUAUCCAGUUGCAUGACAACAGCUACAGAUGGAGUAGGUGUGGUAGCUUUACCUUUUUAAUUAAAGAUGUUGUGUUGAGGCAUAGGAAUCAGUGGGCUAAUCCUACACUACUUACAGUCCACUGAGCAACCCCCCCCCCCACCCCCCCCGUCAGAGGACAACACAAGAAUUUUACUGUAAAGGAGGACAUAAGGGUUGUACAAGAGUGGAGGGAUGGGGGAUCGGGGAAGUUUGUCUGUCCAUGUUUUUGCUCCUGGUUAUAGGGAUUAGAGCCUGACUGAUAUAUUGGUUGCCCAAUAAUAUCAGCGGAUAU